This is a messenger RNA of Aedes aegypti (yellow fever mosquito), 1911 nucleotides long. RefSeq names its product zinc finger protein 431. The coding region runs from base 234 to 1853 and encodes 539 amino acids. Lineage: Eukaryota; Metazoa; Arthropoda; Insecta; Diptera; Culicidae. The transcript has 3 exons. Gene Ontology annotation, molecular function: RNA polymerase II transcription regulatory region sequence-specific DNA binding; zinc ion binding; DNA-binding transcription factor activity, RNA polymerase II-specific. Gene Ontology annotation, cellular component: nucleus. Gene Ontology annotation, biological process: regulation of transcription by RNA polymerase II. The record is from RefSeq and is a predicted model, not a curated record.
CGUCGCGAUACCAUUGAUGAAAAUUUUGGAUUGGCUCCAAAUUGUGCUACCGCUAAGCGCGUGAGAUCGUUUUUGGAGCCCUCUAUUCGAUAACGUCAUCGUUCGUUGAUCAUUCUGCUGAAACGGAAAACCGCUGCAGAAGGAUGACGAAAGCAUUGCGAUUUGAUGAAUCUCACGAGUCAUGAUGACAAUGCCAAUUUUAUCCUCAGAGAUAGGCGCAAACAUUCAAAACUAUGGAAGAGAUUGACCGGUGCCGGAUAUGUCUCAACGAUGUUCAACAUCCUCCGGUGCCUCUGGACUCUAAACCGGAUGGGAUCCUGUCCAUUGCAGACUUAAUAACCUCCGUGAGUGGUGUUGUGAUAUCCAACGACGAUUCGUUCCCCAAAUUCUGCUGCGAGAGCUGUUCCGAACGUCUUCUGAGUGCGCACAACUUGGCAAAGCAGUGUCGAGAGUCGGACGAAAAACUUCAAGCUGCGUACAAGGAACAACUUUUAGGUUCUACGAGUGGUGACAAUGGCGGUUCCAGUUCAGAAGGGGACAAUUCCGAUGAAGGAGACACGGACCAUGAAGCGGAUGCUGAACCCCCGGACAUCGUCGGCUUGACGACUUGUUGUGCGUGUCGAACGGAUUACGAAACGGUGGAAGCAUUUGCCCAGCACAUCGCCAAGGUCCACGCGCCGGAACGAACGGAUGACCACCUGAAGAAGCCCUUCCAGUGUGAAGUGUGUUUCAAGAGAUAUUUCAAGAAAACAUCGCUGAAUCGACACAAACGGAUGGGGGCUGCUGGCCCCAAAAUUCGGGCUCUCAAGGAUGAGGAACCCACGGAUCAUCGAUGCUGUGGUUGCCGGAAAGACUUUGCCACAGCUGAAGAUCUGAGGGAACAUUCGAAUCGGGAACAUGCUUCAGAACGAGUGGUUGAUGAGACCAAGCCUUACGAAUGCGAAAUAUGCUUCAAACGGUACUUGAACAAGACUUCCUUGAGUAGACACUUCCGGGAGCGACUCCUGGAGAAGCGACCGGGGAUAGUCAGGAAGCUAGUGACGAAUCAAUGCUGCGGAUGUCGGGAAAAAUUUGCUAGCAAAGACCAACUGGAGAUCCAUUCUAGAGCAGUUCAUGAACCUGACCGAAGAGAGGAUCUGGAUGGCCUCAAGCCAUUCGAAUGUGGAACUUGUUUCAGUCGAUAUUCGUCUCAGGGAGCGUACGAUCGACAUAAGACCUACAUAUUCAUGGAUCAACUCUACAAAUGCCACCAAUGCGACAAGAGCUUCGUCAAACGGAUCAUGCUCCGAUCGCACGAGAGGAAAUUCCACAACGGCCUCCAGAACGAGGUGAUCGGCCCGUACCAAUGUUCCCACUGUGGGAAAACCUUCAUGCAACCCAGCUCGCUAACGAACCACGAAAAGAUACACACCGAAAACCGGCGGUUCGAGUGUUCCAUUUGCCAGAAGACGUUCCUCAGCAAAGGCAAUCUGCAAACGCAUCUCAAGCUGCACGAACCCGAAUCCCAGAAGCGCGAACCUCAAUACCAAUGCCCGAUAUGUCGGUGCCGCUUCAAAACCCCUAACUACCUGGAGAUCCACUCGAGGGUCCACACCGGAGAGAAACCCUACCAGUGCAAGUACUGCUCGAAGCAGUUUGCCCACGCGUCUGGCCACAAGCGUCACCUGCUGACGCACAAUUCGUUGAAGCCGUUCGUGUGCCGGUUCUGCAAUCGCGGAUUUGCUCUGCGGCCGAAUAUGUUGAUCCACGAGAAGAGCCACGGGAGCGAUCAGAGCGUUAAGUGCGACAUCUGCGGGAAGGGAUUCGUUCACGAGCGGUACAUGCGGAAGCACCGGAAGCGGCAUUUGUGCUGAUGGAAAUUCGAAGGAUCAAUUAAUGCCGCACGGGACGUCAUCAUAACCACCUUAUCCA